UUAAUGAGUUCAAGCGCUGGACAGUGUUCACAAAAAGUCUCAGUAAUUCAAUAGGCAUAGACAAAAAAUUGUUCAUACAUGCAGCUGGUGAACGAGAAGAUGGGGAGAGCCAUCCAUUGGGGAGGCAAUUUUUCGUGGCUUCCGUUUGCGUGGCAGACGGAGUGUCGACGAACACGAGGAUUUGGCGAUUUCUGCGGAGCGUAUUGCUGUCUGACGAAAUUUCUCAUGUUUCCGGAGGUGGCAAUUCUUCCGACAGAGAAGCUCGAUCGAAGCUCCUCUUGCAUGGAGGAACUGACAGAUGGGGACUUGGAUGCGUUGUUUGGUUGUAUGGUUCGCUAUCACAAGUGGGGAACUGAAGGCGAAACAAACCUACAAACUGCCUCGUCGCUCGAUAUUUUCCUCGCGAAGAGGCGUCAGCGUCUUCGGGAGUCCUUCACCGAACACGAGCAUGACAUUUCAGGUGGAACCGGUAGAGCAUCACCAGGGCUUCUUGCAGCGUCUCUCGGAGAAAAGGAAAUUACCGCAGAUCCUACGCGGUCACCAUCUGGUCACACUCUUGACUCGAUGGCCACGCAUCGCCCCCACGACGAUGCUGUAACCUCUGACAGUGCAUGUUUGUCUGUAACUGCAGACGCAGUUUCUGACCACAGUCUUUGCACCGUCGUUUCCCCGGUUGAGAUGCGACGCAUUGACUCGCUGGAAAAUGCUUUUGCGAAGUCAUUUCCACAGGAAGACUCCCGUGCGCUCAGGAGAGUCAUUCAGAGUGACGAUACGUUCGUUUUCAGCCUUCCCGUAGAAGGGCCCUCCAUCCUUACUGCGGCGCUGGGGAAGCAGCUGACCCAGUCUGUCCCGGAAAAUCGUUGCAAAAGGUGCCUCCGUGAGUUUAUUUUUGCAUGA
Molecule: messenger RNA, 897 nt
Organism: Toxoplasma gondii ME49
Lineage: Eukaryota; Apicomplexa; Conoidasida; Eucoccidiorida; Sarcocystidae
Exons: 6
Coding region: 79-897 (272 amino acids)
Source: RefSeq, a predicted model, not a curated record